This is a messenger RNA of Aspergillus heteromorphus CBS 117.55, 2172 nucleotides long. RefSeq lists its product as uncharacterized. Lineage: Eukaryota; Fungi; Ascomycota; Eurotiomycetes; Eurotiales; Aspergillaceae. Gene Ontology annotation, molecular function: zinc ion binding; oxidoreductase activity; lyase activity. The transcript is spliced from 11 exons. Gene Ontology annotation, biological process: amino acid metabolic process. The coding region runs from base 1 to 2172 and encodes 723 amino acids. The record is from RefSeq and is a predicted model, not a curated record.
AUGCAAUGGGCCCAUGUUUUCAAAACUCGGGGUGAUACUAUUGAGUUCAAGCAGAUCCCCGUUGGCAAACCGGGCCCAGAUGAAGUGCUGGUUCAAGUUGAGUACUCUGGUGUUUGUCAUACCGAUCUCCAUGCCUGGAAAGGUGGACACGAGGGCGUCGGUUUGGUUGCGGCAUUCGGAUCGCAAGUGAAUGACCUCAGAAUUGGCGACUUGGUUGGAAUUCAGUGGAUUAACAGAACUUGCGGCAUAUGCGAAUUCUGCUCUACUGGAAACCAACCUCUGUGCCCCAAGCUCCAGCUUUCGGGGUACAUGGUUGACGGGACUUUCCAACAAUACUGUAUCUGCAAAGCUGACAAUGCAGUUCGCAUUCCAUCGGGCAUUUCUCUCGAGGCUGCAGCUCCGGUUCUCUGUGCAGGAAUCACAGUUUACAAGGCUCUCAAGGAAAGUAAUGUGCAACCGGGACAGACUAUCGCUAUUGUUGGCGCUGGUGGAGGAUUAGGAUCUCUAGCCUGCCAGUAUGCCAAAGCAUGCGGACACAAAGUCCUGGCUCUAUCCUCUGGAACGGCCAAGAGGGGCAUGUGUUUGUAUGACCUCGGAGCGGACUACUUUGUCGACUACAAAUCCUCAAACGUCACGGAAGAGGUGAAAAGCAUUACAGGUGGUGGACCACACGCUGUUAUGAUCGUGGCAUCUAUUGAGGAGCCAUUCCACCAGGCUACGCAGUAUGUCCGUCCCGGCGGGACCAUCGUCGCCGUCGGUCUUCCACCUGGAAAACUGUCGACCAAUAUCUUUGCUAUGGUGACUCAGAAGAUUAACAUUAAGGGAUCGUACGUGGGCAAUCGGUACGAGACCGAGGAAGCCCUUGCGAUCCUCAUUCGGGCUGGCAUCAGCGUUCAGUAUAAUGUGGUCGACUUUGCGGAGCUUCCGAAUAUCUAUGACCAAAUGGAAAAAGGGCAGAUGAAAGGUCGCGUGGUGCUCAAGGUUGGCAAAACCCCGUCACAGGGUCCUGAGAGGUUAUCUAGCUUGUGCAGAGAUCUCCAUAUCAACAACUCAAAGCAACACCAUGACAUUCCCGGAAAUCUGGUGCCAAAGUCUCUUGAGAGAGCUAUUGACAGAGCUGGGGGUGACUUUCGCUCGGACACUGUGACUGUUCCCACUGAGUCAGUGAUGCAGGCAAUCGUAAACGCCUCGACUUUCGGAGAUGACAUUUAUGACGAGGAAGGAGAUGCAGCCGUCAAUGCAUUCCAAGACAAAAUCAAAGCAUUAACAGGAAAAGAGGCAGCCCUGUUUGUCCUGUCCGGUACCCAAGGCAACCAGAUUUGUCUGCGUACGCAUCUACAACAGCCACCUCAUACGAUCCUGCUCGACUACCGCGCCCACGUUCAGGUCUGGGAGACUGGUGCUAUUCCUGUGAUGUCUCAGGCAACUGUUACAGGUAUUGAGCCGAAGAACGGAGUCCACCUCACAUUGGACGAUGUGAGAGAUAGAAUCGUGGAGGAGGGAAACUUUCAUUUCUCGCCUACUCGGAUCGUGUCCCUCGAAAAUACACUCUCUGGCUGUAUUCUCCCCCUGAAGGAUGCCAGGGAGAUUUCCAACCACGUCCGCAGCAUUCGCGUCCCACCGGGCCGCAGCCGAAUUGCCAUGCACCUCGACGGAGCACGUUUACUCGAAGGCGUGACCGCAGAAAGAGUCACCUUAAAAGAAUACCUGGACUGCUUUGACAGCGCUAGCAUCUGUCUAUCCAAGGGCUGUGGCGCCCCAAUGGGAAGCGUGAUCGUCGGAAGCAAGGAAUUCAUCGAUCGUGCGAAGUGGUUCCGGAAGAUGUUCGGAGGUGCCACUCGACAGACUGGAAUGAUGGCGGCAGCUGCUUCCGCAGCUUUGGACCACUGUCUCCCUCUGCUUCCGAAAGUCCACGCACUCACUCGCAGAGUGGCGGACUACCUCCACCGGAUCGGUUAUGAGUUUCUGUUGCCGGUCAACACGAAUAUGAUUGUCAUCGAUCUGAAGAAGACGGGCAUCCGUGCAGAGAACCUGGUGAGUUACGGCAAGAGACAUGGGUUGCUUAUUUUCCCUAGCGGACGACUGGUCUUCCACCAUCAGAUUUCGGAGGAUGGGGUUUCUCGCCUCCAGAGGGCUCUUUUGGAGCUCAUUACGGAUGAGAAGAGAGUCUAG